Mesoplodon densirostris (Blainville's beaked whale) is the source of this 873-nucleotide messenger RNA. RefSeq names its product triggering receptor expressed on myeloid cells 1 (gene TREM1). The record is from RefSeq and is a predicted model, not a curated record. Gene Ontology annotation, biological process: neutrophil-mediated killing of gram-negative bacterium; neutrophil chemotaxis; chemokine production. Lineage: Eukaryota; Metazoa; Chordata; Mammalia; Artiodactyla; Ziphiidae.
AUGGCUGUCGUAGCGCUCUUUGGCCAGCAGGGGGCAGGGCAGCCCGUCCAUCACGCCAAGCGCACCCCAGGCUCCCUGGCGCUCCCCUGCUCUGCUGCAGACCAGCCCCGGCUGAGCUCCUUGUCCGGCCCGGGGAGGAAGGCGAGUAUAAGAACAAAACCCGGGGUAAAGGAGUGGUUCCAGGUCAUUGUUCCAGAAAUCCAAGCUGCAUCUGAACUGCCCGAGGAAAAGUGUACUCUAGCAGAGGGGCAGACCUUGAAAGUGGACUGUCCCAUCACCCACGACACGGAUUCCAACAGCCGGAAGGCUUGGCAGAGUCUGAAAGAUAAAGGGGAGGUCCAGACGCUGGCAAUCACAGAGAGUCUCGGGGGAGUUAGUCAAGUCCAGGUGGGGAGGUACUUCCUAAAAGACGUCCCCAGUGAGAGCAUGCUGCACGUCCAAAUGACCAACCUUCGAGUGGAGGACACAGGACUGUACUGAUGUGUGAUCUACCAGCCUCCCAAGGACCCCAUCAUCCUGUUCUCCCCUGUCCACCUGGUGGACCAAGAGAUGCAUCUGAGGGCCCUCCUGUGUGCUUCCAAAGCAGUGCUCCUCAGACCUUACUAUCCUUCAGGAACCCCUGGCUCAGGUGAGAAUCCUACCCAGAACUUGGCUCAGAUUCCCACCCUUCCUCCUAUCACCACCAAGUACUGAAGCAAGCUCCAUCCCAGCCCCAGGACUGUGACCCAACCCUUCCCCAUGUCAGCUACCAGCGUCUCCUCUCCUGGCCUCAAAGUCCCCCCCACAAAUGUGACAGAUGUCACCCGAGGAGUAAGAGAGGAAAAUAGCAUCUUCGCUGAAUUCCAGUGGCUCAGCCAACCCCUGAUGGUGUAG